Molecule: messenger RNA, 409 nt
Organism: Paramecium sonneborni
Lineage: Eukaryota; Ciliophora; Oligohymenophorea; Peniculida; Parameciidae
Source: the annotation of a GenBank genome assembly
AUGUAAAAUUCUCUCAGAAAUUAUACGAAUCAAAAUUGUACCUCCAAAAAUAAUCUUUCAUGUUUAAGAUGUUCUAUUGUAUUUCAUUCAAGUUUUCUAUUUCCAUUAGAAUAAUCAUUACUUUUUAUAUAAAAACAAAUUAUUUACAUGAUGCAUAGUAAAUUAUAAAGAGUAUCUAGAUUUCUUUAUUAUUUUAGAUUACUCAAACUCUAUAAAAUAAAUUCUUUGAUCUUAAAAUUAUCAUUAAAAAUACUUAGAAUUAUUUUCUACUGUUGAUAGAGAAAAAAGAUAAAUUUAUCUUAAUACUUUAAAUCAAAAUAAAAAGGUAUUAAUAAAUUAUAAACAUAUAAGUAUUGAUGCAAGCUAAAAUGGAAAUAAUCAUAAAAUCACAUUAUUAAAAAAAGGAUGA